Molecule: messenger RNA, 1773 nt
Organism: Geodia barretti
Lineage: Eukaryota; Metazoa; Porifera; Demospongiae; Tetractinellida; Geodiidae
Source: the annotation of a GenBank genome assembly
AGUGAGGGAUAAUAGGAACGGGGAAAGUGGAGGAGUGAACUCUCAGGAGUAGGUGGUCGAUGUUUCAAGCACGGGAACCGCAGGAGAGCCUGUGGCAGUCGGAGUUUCUGAUCACGCCGAGGAAGGCGAAGCUGAUGCGGAGGAGCUGGGCGGAGGUGUUCCGGAACGAGGCUCUGGUGCUCAUAGAGGAGGAGCGGUUCGCUCCGAUGUACAGCCCGGACAUGGGCAGGCCCGAACCGUGCGGUGCAGACGGUGCUGGGAGUGCUGGUGCUCAAGGAGAUGUUCGAUCUGACGGACAUGGAGGCGUUGGAGGAGUUGGAGUUCAAUCUGCUGUGGCACCACGCGCUGCGGCUGGAGAUGGAGGAGGCGCACCUUGCCCAGAAGACGCUGCACAACUUCCGUGUGCGGUUGAUGGAGCACGACGGCGGGCGGUUGGCGUUUAGUGAGACGACGGACCGGAUGAUAGAGGCCCUGGGACUGCGGACAGGCAAGCAGCGCCUGGACUCGACGCACGUCAUGAGCAAUAUCGCGGUGUUGACGCGGUUGGGUCUGUUCUGCGAGACGGUCCGAGUGUUCCUGUUAGCGGUGAGCCGUGAGCACCCUGGUCUGGGUGAAGGGAUUGGGGAUGGUCUGGCACAGCGGUACCUCAAGGAGACCGGCGAAGCAUCCCGAUACGAGGACGCACGUUCAGGUGAGGGGCGUCGCCGGCUGUCGGUGUGUGCGCGAGACGUGUACCGGCUGGUGGAUAGGUUCCGUGGGACGGCGGUGGCAAAGAUGGAGGAGUACGGGCUGUUGGAGAGGCUAUUGGGGGAGCAGUGCCACGUGGGCCGGCACAGGGACGGUCGUCCCGGAGCCGAUGAGGACGAUGCGGAAGAGGGGAAGGUGCCGAUCGCGCUAAAGGAGCCGAAGGAGGUGCGAUCGUACUCGAUGCAGACGCCGCACGACCCGGAGGUAACCUACAGCGGACACAAGGGGAAGGGGUACGAGGUACAGGUGGCCGAGACGUGCGAAGAGGGGAACGCAAUGCAGGUUAUCACCCACGUGGAGGUGACGCCGUCGAGCGGCAGCGACGCCGGUGUGACGGUUGGGGUGAUAGACACGUUGAGAGAGCGUGGGAUCGGUCCUUCGGAGCUGUGGUGCGACACUACGUAUGGUUCCGGACACAACGGAUGGGAGGCAGAGCGUAGGGGGACGGAGUUGGUGAGCCCUGUCGGGGGCCGGGCGCCAGGGGAGGCCGAUGAGGAUGAUGGGCUGGUCAGGCUGACGGCUGCUGACUUUGACAUCGACGUUACGGCAAGGAGGGCUGCGGUGUGUGCUGCGGGACAUGAGGCCGUGUCCGAGUACGAGGAUGAAGACGCUCCCGAGCGAGUGGAGAUGCACUUCGCCCGGGAGGUGUGUGAGCCCUGCUCGCUGCGUUCCCGGUGUCCUGUGAGGUGGCGUCGUCGCCCUGAGCUCGGGGGAGAGUGGUCGCCGAGAGGAGCCUACGUGCUGAGUGCGGACCUCGCCAGGGUGAACAUCGGACGUAGGCGGCGGGCCGAGUCGGAUGGACAAUGGCGUAAACGGUACGGGUUGCGUGCGGGGAUAGAGGGUACGAACUCGGAGUUGAAACGGCGCCAUGGUCUUGGCCGCCUACGGGUACGUGGAGGAGAGAGGGUCCGGCUCGCAGUCUACCUCAAGGCCCUGGCGUGUAACGUCAAGCGAAUGGUCCGGGCACGGUUGGACGAGAUGUUGGUCCCACCGGCUGCCCUGGCCACCGCUCCCCCCGCUGCAUGA